AUGGUCUCAUGGUACGUAUCUAGAAAGAACCUGAAAGUAUAUAGUUUUUAUCCAGCACAUCAGCACAGAAUUGAAGCUUUGAACUUGAGUAUAACAAGUAGACGUAAUACUCCAUCGAAGUUUCUUUUCAUCGCACGUAUUCAGGGCCUUUCCUUGUCACAAGUAUGGAAUUGCUUCAAAAUAAAUAACAAUACAAAGCUACUAGUAGAAAAACAGGACCCAUACGCACAAUUCAAGCACAAGUUUCUUCACUCGGUAAGUGCCUGCUUCAAAAGAUAAUGAAA
This is a messenger RNA of Acanthoscelides obtectus, 284 nucleotides long. The record is from the annotation of a GenBank genome assembly. NCBI's taxonomy places the organism in Eukaryota, Metazoa, Arthropoda, Insecta, Coleoptera, Chrysomelidae.